Messenger RNA from Dipodomys spectabilis (banner-tailed kangaroo rat), 2696 nucleotides. It is a transcript of the gene Mapk10, whose product is annotated as mitogen-activated protein kinase 10. The coding region runs from base 513 to 1781 and encodes 422 amino acids. The record is from RefSeq and is a predicted model, not a curated record. NCBI's taxonomy places the organism in Eukaryota, Metazoa, Chordata, Mammalia, Rodentia, Heteromyidae. The transcript is spliced from 14 exons. Gene Ontology annotation, molecular function: ATP binding; JUN kinase activity. Gene Ontology annotation, cellular component: nucleus; cytoplasm. Gene Ontology annotation, biological process: JNK cascade; protein phosphorylation.
AAUGGUACAGGCAGCAUCACGCUGCACAAUGGUUUCCAGGCAGUGAAAGGGAGUGAUUCAGCAGGGCACUCUUCUUUUUCAACACCUCCCCUUCUCCUUUUAUUUUUAUGGGGGUGGGUGGUGCUUCUUGUACGCUUGCCUUUUUUCUUUUCUUUUUCCAUUUUUACAAAUUUCUUUUCAUCUUCCUCAUCGCUCAAUUCCUAGGGGCUUGAGUGAGUUUAAGACUGGAUCCUCUUGGAGAUCAACUGUCAAUCAUUCGUUUUAAACCGUUUCCCCACCUCCAAACAAUCUCUUCCUUAUGAUUAUUUGGAAUGUGGGCAACUAAAACCAAGUAGAGGGGAUUCUGGGGCCAAUACUGCCGGAUCAGGAUCGUAGUUUUCAGACACGGAAUGGCUAGCAUGAGAAACACCUCCAGCAGGACCACCUCAAAUUUUGGUUAUGGCAACUCAUGCAAGAAGCUGUUGAAUUAGACACAUUUCUGUAGAUGAGAAACCAUAUACGCAGUGGUAUUUAUGAGCCUCCAUUUCUUAUACUACUGCAGUGAACCAACCUUGGAUGUGAAAAUUGCCUUUUGUCAGGGAUUCCAUAAACAAGUGGAUGUGUCAUAUAUUGCCAAACAUUACAACAUGAGCAAAAGCAAAGUGGACAACCAGUUCUACAGUGUGGAAGUUGGAGACUCAACCUUCACAGUUCUCAAGCGUUACCAGAACCUGAAGCCAAUCGGCUCUGGGGCUCAGGGAAUAGUUUGUGCUGCGUAUGAUGCUGUCCUUGACAGAAAUGUGGCCAUUAAGAAGCUCAGCAGACCUUUUCAGAACCAAACUCAUGCCAAGAGAGCUUACCGGGAGCUGGUCCUCAUGACGUGUGUGAACCACAAAAACAUUAUUAGCUUAUUAAAUGUCUUCACACCCCAGAAAACACUGGAGGAGUUCCAAGAUGUUUACCUAGUAAUGGAACUGAUGGAUGCCAACUUGUGUCAAGUGAUUCAGAUGGAAUUAGACCAUGAGCGAAUGUCUUAUCUACUAUACCAAAUGCUGUGUGGCAUCAAGCAUCUCCACUCUGCUGGAAUUAUUCAUAGGGAUUUAAAGCCAAGUAACAUUGUAGUCAAGUCUGAUUGCACAUUGAAAAUCCUCGACUUUGGGCUGGCCAGGACCGCGGGCACCAGCUUCAUGAUGACUCCGUAUGUGGUGACGCGUUAUUACAGAGCCCCUGAGGUCAUUCUGGGAAUGGGCUACAAGGAGAACGUGGAUAUAUGGUCUGUGGGAUGCAUUAUGGGAGAAAUGGUUCGCCACAAAAUCCUCUUUCCAGGAAGGGACUAUAUUGACCAGUGGAAUAAGGUAAUUGAGCAACUAGGAACACCAUGUCCAGAAUUCAUGAAGAAGCUGCAGCCCACUGUAAGAAACUAUGUAGAGAAUCGGCCCAAGUAUGCUGGACUCACCUUCCCCAAGCUCUUUCCAGAUUCCCUCUUCCCAGCGGAUUCUGAGCACAAUAAACUUAAAGCCAGCCAAGCCAGGGACUUGUUGUCAAAGAUGCUAGUGAUUGACCCAGCCAAAAGGAUAUCCGUGGAUGAUGCCUUACAGCAUCCGUACAUCAAUGUGUGGUACGACCCUGCUGAGGUGGAAGCGCCUCCACCUCAGAUAUAUGACAAACAGCUGGAUGAAAGAGAACAUACCAUUGAUGAGUGGAAAGAACUUAUCUACAAGGAAGUCAUGAAUUCAGAAGAAAAGACUAAAAAUGGCGUAGUAAAAGGACAACCUUCUCCUUCAGCACAGGUGCAGCAGUGAACAGCAGUGAGAGUCUCCCUCCAUCCUCGUCCGUCAAUGACAUCUCCUCCAUGUCCACCGACCAGACCCUGGCAUCCGACACUGACAGCAGCCUGGAAGCCUCGGCGGGACCCCUGGGUUGCUGCAGGUGACUAGCCGCCUGCCUGCGAAACCCAGCAUUCUUCAGGAGAUGAUACGAUAGAACACACACACACAGACACAACACACACACACACACACAUGAAAACACACAUGCACACACACACACAUGCAGACAUGCAAUGUCAAGAACAUAGCAAGGGAGAGAAUCCAAAUCUAAAUUUAAAACCAAUCUUUUAGCCUGCUUCUUCCUUCUCCAAAGUUCUGUAUUGCAGCAAAGCUCAAGUGUAUAUUUAACUUCUAGUUGCUCUUGCUUUGGUCUCCUUCCAAUGAUGCUUACUACAGAACAGCAAAUUGAACACGAUUAGAGAAGCCUUUCCCGUAAAGUGUCAUUUAAAUGGCUGCAAAACCAGCAACCUGUAACUGCCCUUUCAAAUGGCAUGACAAGGUGUGCAGUGGUCCCAUCCAGCAUGUGUGUCUCUAUCUCGCAUCUACCUGCUCCUUUUGGCCUAGUCAGAUGGAUGUAGAUACAGAUCCGCAUGUGUCUGUAUUCAUACAGCACUACUUAGAGAUGCUACUGCCAGUGUCCUCAGGGCUCUUCCAAGAUACCAUGCACUGGGGUACCCAUGGUCCAUUUCGUGUGAUCUAUUACUCUGACAUAAACCCAUCUGUACUAUAUUGCCAAUAUAUACACUGUUUAGUUUGCUAAUUGAUUAAGCUGUAUGUCUUAUAAGAAAACAUGUAAAGGGGGAGGGGGGAAAUGGAGGGAGUGAGCACUUGGAACAUUGAAGAUGUAGCUUCUAAAUUUGAAUCGAUUAAAUGGCACCUGUAUACCAA